UAAACUUGUAUCUAUGUCAAGCAUAAAUGACGGUUAUUCAUAUGAGUUCCUGUGGGGAGUUCUUUUUGAUAACGUUCAAAGCUAAGGGCCUGUUCCUCAGGAUGGGAGGACUCUCCUGUCAGGAUAACAACAGAACCUCAGUUGAACUCAUCACGUAGGAGGCUCCGUGGUCAGGUACAGGGCAAGAACUCUAUAAAUGUUACUUUCUCUCUCUCUUUGUCAGACUGUGAACCUUCAUCUGUGUGCGAGGACCUCUGACCUUCCAUCCAUUUUCUGUAAGGGAGAAAAGGCAGGGGCGGAAGCCUAUUCCAGCUGAAAUACUUCUAACUUGGUAUUCUUUGCGUGAUAUUCUUGUAAUGAUGCUCUCAAGGUUGUGUGAUCAUAUUGUCUUCUUAGCCUCUUUUUAUUCUUACUCUUAUUAGAUGAUAAACCAUGUGUUUUUUUUUUGUAUCUCAUUAUCUUGCCUGGUAGAUAUAAUGUGUCAUUCACAUGCAAAGACCGCUUUACAAGAAUAUGUAACAUGGGACAGAUGUGGGGGGCCCCGAGGCUGCCGCACCAGGCUUUUCACAUUCCUCUCACUGACCAUGGCUGUAAACGCAUACAGGUUCAGAGCAACAGCAAAUCUUUUCUUUGGCUCUCACAGCAAGGUUUUUCCAGGAAAGCGGUAGGCCGGCUGGCUCCAGCUGGACCCCGACUGGAAUGUGCUGUUGCCCUUUAUCACUUUUCACUUUCUUCACUGCUUGACUGCCCAAUUAAAAGGAGUAAUUGGUCUGACCCUAUGGGAUGCUGUUUUCAGAUGUGUGAGUCAGUGGUCAGAGACAGAGAGACACAAGGGGUGUAACAGAGGGUGGAAAUAUGAGCACAAGAAGCAGAGACACCCUCACCCCCGUCACUGCACGCUACCUUCAGCUGCAGCUCCCACGUGAAGGCACCAGCAGGGAGAAAGUGUUCCUACAUUAAAACAAGAUGCCCCUUUCCCUUCGCACAUAUGUUUCUCAUGCUGCGGGCAGGAUAUAACCUGUAAAAUAACAAUGCCUGCUAAUAGACACAUUGAGGAGGGAGGUAAUCAGUCCUUACCACAAAUCUGGAAUCAGCACAUUCAGCGACUUGUUAGAAACACAUCCAGACUUUCAACAUCAACCCAUUUACAAAUUUUACCGCCCUCUUAUCGAGGAGGUUGUUGUCAUGGGAAUUUACAAGAACAAAAAAGUGGGAGUGACGGAUGGAGGUGGAGACAAGGAGUUUGACAACUGAGAGGAAGGAGUCAGAUGCAAACUGAGAAGAGAAGAAGGAUGGACAUGUGAGGGAAAAGCACAGACUCUGUGGAAAAAUCAAACCUAAAUGAAGGAGUGGCUGCUGGUGACGGAGCCUACAGAGUUCAGCCCCCCUUUCCCCAGGAGAAAAAAAAAGCACAGUCAGAUGACACUGACAUGAUGUGGACGACAACUGUCCUCCUGCUGCUCGUUCCUCGUCUGCUUUUCACCACAGACACAGGAAAUGGCACACAUUUUAACCAUUCAGAAAUAAUCAAUGAGGACUUCUCUGAUGCUCCUGUCAAAGACUACAAACCUCUCGGAGGGGUGAAAGGUCGAGAAACAUGCUCCAUCCCAUGUGAUAUCACCAUAAAGCUGCUACGAGAUGAAAAACAUUCAGUCUGCGGCCAAUUACAGCAGUCUCUGUUGGCGUUUGGACGCAGCACCCGGAAGCUAAUGAGGGAUGUGAUGGAGGAGCAGCAGAGAGCCCUGGACAUCCUUAGUGGUCAGGUCAUGGAGCUGAUGACCAAAGUGCAGACGCUCAGCUUCGAGGUUCAGAGAAGCAACUCUGAAAUGUACUCCAUCAAACCUGUGCAAUCCCAUGGACGAGACUGUAGCGACAUCAGGGACAGUCUUGUGUCAGUUGUUCCCAAGAUCCCCAGCGGUAUUUACAUCGUCCACCCAGAGAACACAGACUCUUCAUUUGAGGUUUUCUGUGAGAUGGACUACAUGGGAGGUGGAUGGACAGUGAUGCAACGGAGGACUGAUGGAUUAACGGACUUCAAGCGACCCUGGGCUGAUUAUGCUGAUGGCUUUGGAAACCUUGCAGGAGAGCACUGGUUGGGUCUGAAGAAGGUAUUCCAUAUAGUAAACCAGAAAGAUACUCGGUUCCAACUUCACAUGGCUCUGGUCACCCAUGACGACAUCACUUCUUAUGCAUCAUAUGAUGAUUUCCACCUGGACAGUGAAACCCAGUUCUUCAGCAUACACCUGGGCAGAUAUGCAGGCAGCGCAGGUGAUGCCUUUCGCGGCUACGAGCAGGAGCAGAACCAGGACACAGCUCCGUUCAGCGCCUCAGAUGUGGACAACGAUGGCUGCAAUCCUUUCUGCUCCAUCGAGAACCGCACGGUAGAGAGCUGCAGCACUCAGCACAACCACACGGGAUGGUGGUUUAACCAGUGUGGCCUGGCGAACCUCAACGGCACUCCUGAAGAUAUGGAGCAGAACCAAGGCGGGAGGACACACAUCUUGUGGGACACCUGGAGACAGAACGGGAUCCCUCACACCAUCAAAUCUGUCACGAUGAAGAUCAGGAGGAUUGCAACCAAUAAUUGACAGAGAAAAAGAGGGAGACGGGAAGACAGCACAUAUGUAUAAGUUGCACUGCAUCAUUGUACAACCUGACUUUUUCUAAUAAAACAGGAUGUUUUCAUUAUAUUAGUAAUAGUAUUAUUAGUUAUCUGCAGAGUUGGGAGGCCUUCAACUUAUAUUCCUUUACACAAUUUAAGUAAAUAUGUAUAUUGUGUCAAUAUUUUCACUCAUCUGUCAAAAAGACAGGACAAGUGGUCAUGUCUGAGCUGACCUUGUCAGAAAUAUGCAAGAUAAGGAUAAACAAAUUCUUCAAAUGUAGGCACAGUCCAUAGUCUUAUUAUACAUGUCAUAAUUAAGUCAUCUCAAGCUGAAUAAUGUGAACGUGAUCUGUUAGUUACAUCAGGACUGACCUGAAACUGAUGCUCCUGUCUGAAUUACCAACCCAUGUCUGCAGACAGUGCUAUGAGUCUCUCUCAUCAUAGCAUUGUUUACUAGAGAACUAACUAUAUAGACUGUACAUGAAAAUGAUUGAAGUGUGUGUGUGUGUGUGUGUGUGUGUGUGUGUGUGUGUGUGUUUAGGCAAAGCUGGUACAUGAACAAUGUAUGAAAUGACUACUUGGAUGUGUGAGAGGUUUUUUGUAUCGAUGAAGGUAAUUGUUACUCAUGGGAUGUUUUAGAGUCUUUCAGCUCAUUGUUUUGGUUUUACGGAUCACAGCUUUACUGUUCAGGUUCUCUCUCUCAUUAGCGUCAUUUCAGCGACUAGCUGCUUUACGUAAAGCAUUUAUCAGCUGAUAUUUCUAUCAGGAGUCGAUUGAAUUGAAAACAUGAAUGCAGUACAAUAAAGAUACUUAAUAAAUGAAUGAAGAGGAAUCACACCUUCUGAUAUCCAGUGUUAUAUUUGUGGUGUCAUUGUGGAUGGACAAAAAUAAUAGGCCUCUAAUUCAUCUGCAAACUGAAUUUAAACAGAAGCCAAAUGAAUCUAAUCUGA
This is a messenger RNA of Larimichthys crocea (large yellow croaker), 3552 nucleotides long. It is a transcript of the gene angptl5, whose product is annotated as angiopoietin-like 5. Gene Ontology annotation, biological process: blood coagulation. Lineage: Eukaryota; Metazoa; Chordata; Actinopteri; Sciaenidae. Bases 1431 to 2588 code for a protein of 385 amino acids. The record is from RefSeq and is a predicted model, not a curated record. The transcript is spliced from 8 exons.